Exophiala xenobiotica is the source of this 195-nucleotide messenger RNA. RefSeq lists its product as uncharacterized. NCBI's taxonomy places the organism in Eukaryota, Fungi, Ascomycota, Eurotiomycetes, Chaetothyriales, Herpotrichiellaceae. The transcript has a single exon. The record is from RefSeq and is a predicted model, not a curated record. Gene Ontology annotation, biological process: regulation of mRNA processing; spliceosomal complex assembly. The coding region runs from base 1 to 195 and encodes 64 amino acids.
AUGACAUACGGUGGAAGCCAUCGGCUGAUCGAGGAGGAAACACUACCCCUGUUUUCUCAGAAGCGUUACUACCCAGUCAAAAUUGGCGACAUCUUCAAACAACAAUAUCGAAUCAUUGCAAAGCUAGGUUAUGGAGCGUAUUCCACCGUUUGGCUUGCUCGAGACGAGAUGCUAGUAACCCGAGCGUCUUUAUAA